CACGGCAUAUUAUUAUCACCCCUGUGACGCAUAUCCAAAGCUGCAGUAUUGCUUAUAUUCAUACUGAAAGUAGAAGAAGAGGGCAAGUUUCAAAAAAAAAAAAAAAGCACUCUAACUUCAAGAACUUUUUGCGUGAAGAAGAGGGGCGGCACAGGGGUAAGAGGAGGGUAUUUAUAGAAUGACCUCAGCUGUUUUGUUGUCUGUCUGUCUCGACGAGUUUGGCAGUGCAGUAGGAACAGUAAUGCAUGAAGUACGACAUCACAGUGCAUUACUGCACUACACCUUUCUCAUCCUCAUCAUCCUGGGUUCAUCUGCAGACUCCUUAAAAGUGACGGUACCAGCCAGCCAUUUGAUGGCAGCCCGAGGACACGCUGUGGUUCUGGGCUGUGAGUUCUCCCCUGACUUUGGACAAAACCCUGACCUUUCCAGCUUGGUGGUGACAUGGCAGCGGCAGGAGGAUAACCGCGUGGUUCAUAGCUUCUAUUAUGGCCAGGACCAGCUGGAUACGCAAAACUCAGCAUACAAGAACCGUACAGCAUUGUUUGUGAAUGAGCUGAGGAAAGGAAAUGCUUCAGUAAAGAUAGAGAAUGUAGGAAUGAAGGAUAAAGGACGCUACCUCUGCACCGUCAGCACGAGCCAGGGAACAGAAAAAGCUGAGUUACAGCUGGACUACGGAGCUUUCUACACAGAGCCGAAGUUAACCAUCAGUGCACGCUCCUCUGACAUUUUGGUGCAGUAUGAGACUGAGGGAUUUCCCGAGCCCCAGGUGAUGUGGAAAGGAGAACAUGGCGAGAACCUCGGCAAUAACAUACAGACGUUUACGCAAACAAACGAAGAGAUGGAUCUUUAUUAUAUCAAAAGCGUUUACACUGCACCAAACUCUCCGCUCAGCUUCACCUUCAUUCUCGAAAACCAGCUACUGCAUCAAUACCUGCAGAGGCCCGUCAGCUACACUGGUGGACAGAACUCCUGCUUUUAUGAAGCUAUUGCACUUGCAGUCAUUUCUUUUCUCCUCGUCCUGACUGCAGCGAUUUUGGCCGGGAUAUACUAUUGCAAGAAGAAAUAAACUGAAAGACCGUUUCUUGAAAAGGACUGAAGUCGACAACGUGGAGCUGGACAAAUUUUUUGGAUUAUUGCUGAUCACCUUCCUGUAUUACAUUUAAUUAGAUGAUGAUAUAAAAACUGGAUAUAACUUUAAUGAUGUUUUGCUUUUUUGUAUAGUUUGUAGAGUGUGUCUUUGAAGAGCAAGAGUUUUAAUAUAACUUUUACUUUGGCUAAUUAUUUUUGUUUUAUAAAACACUGUCAAGGUGCCAUGAGACUGCAAUAUUUUUAUAUUUUUUUACAGAACUUAACAGUACAAAUGUCCUGAGUGUGCUUUCACUGACAUCAGUGCCUGAGCUCUGUGUAUGUCUGCAGCACAGGAUUCAUCAGUUAUUAUUAUUGUUUUUUUAAUUAUAACAAAUAACCUUGACAGUGUUUUAGCAAUUUUUACCCAGUAUCUGAAUUCUUACCCAGGUCAACUUUCCCAGGAUCCUUGGCUGUUCACUCACCACCAGCAACAGCUUAUACUUACUGUUCAUCAUGAUUAAGAUGAUCAGAAUGUCAAGGUCUCAUGAAGCUGGGAACUGUUUGUGUCUCAAAGAUAACACUUUCUCAAUCACUUUCUCAAAACAGUCUUACAUUCUUGUGCACGAUUUGAACCUUGGUAUGCCGAAUUCGCACAAACGCAACAAACAGACGUAUUAAUAUUAAUAUUAUUAUUAUUAUUAUUGCUUUGAAACUUGUUUAAGCGUCGGUCAGUGAUGCUCUGUGUUAGAUAAUAGAUGCUGCUAAAAUAGUUUAUAAAAUGUUUAGAAUUAUUUCAAGAAAUCAUUUUGAACUUUUUCUGUUUUAGCAGUUUGACACUGGUGGUUUUCAAUCAAUCUGAUUUACUGCUCAGGAUUAAAGUAUCAAUGCAAAAGGACAUUCUUACUAUGUCUUUCUACAUGUUAACAUAAGAUAUCCAUAGUUGGAUGGGUUUGAUAAACAGUUUAUUAAGUUACAUUAUAACCCAAGCUAGACGCAUUCAAAGACUUAAUAGCUAACUUAUUUCUUCCAAAUAUCUUCUUUUUAUGUAGGCAGUUGCUACAUUUUUAAAGAAAGCCUAGAUUAGCCUAAAACAAAAAUCACCAGUUUUAAGACAUUUAAUUGUACUUAAUCUCAUACUCUAACGCUUAUUUUGACUCUGCUAUCUAGCUCUUGUAAAAUAAACCUCAUAUCAUGGAUGCCAGUGAUUUAGAUCAAAAGCGAGCUUACUUGCUACCCAACUAACAGAAACGAUGCCAGGAACAUUCCAUGUUCCUACAGUCAGGCGUUUGAAGCUAACAUUUUAGUAUUUCUCUAACACUUAUAAACACAGAUAAAUAAAAAGCAAUGAUAGCAACUUUUUCUUUCUUUUUUUUAUUUAAAUUUUUUAAAAUUAUUUGUUCAUCAGUGAUUUUUUUUUUUUUUGGCCAUAAAAUUUGGUUCAAAACAAUCUGCGCUAUGGAUAUUUGGGGAAACCAAUGUGUGCAUGUACAGUCAGACAUAGCUAAAAACUGUAGAAUAUCAGUGUUAAAUCAAGAUGACACUGCCUUACUCCACCCCUCUGUUAUUAAACGGUGAAGGAAGGAUGGAAAAAACAGUAUUUUUAGUUGGUUUUACUGAAUGUUUAGCAAGGGAGGGUGUAACGAACGAAGUUGAGAGAAAACAAAACAAUUAAAAUGGCAGUUAACUUUUACUGUCUCUGCUGCUGUCAUUAAUCCGUUAAUCUCUUUCACAAAAUGGACGUUCUACACAUAUCGUGACAUACGGAGCUCUGAAACAUCAUGUUGAUGGAUGUAGUGGUAGUGGAGGAAUACAAGGAAGCCUUUAUUUACAAGCAAAACAGCCUCAGUAGAAAUUCAGGCUACACGAGUUGAGUCUUCAACCUUGAUUAAUGCACUACUAUUUUUCUGAGCAUCCUGUUUAGUUUUUAAAAAUGGAUGAGUUCCCUAUAUAUAUACAGUUGAGGUCAAAAGUUUACAUACCCCUUUCAGAAUCUGCAAAAUGUUUAUCAUUUUACCAAAAUAAGAGGGACCAUACAAAAUGCAUGUUGUUUAUUUAGUGCUGACCUGAAUAGGAUAUUUCACAAUAAAGAUAUUUACAUAUAGUCCACAAGAGAAAAUAAUAGUUGAAUUUAUAAAAAUGACCCCGUUCAAAAGUUUACAUGCCCUUGCUUCUUAAUACUGUGUUGUUACCUGAAUGAUCCACAGCUGUGUUUUUUUGUUUACUGAUAGUUGUUCAAGAGUCCCUUGUUUGUCCUGAACAGUUCAACUGCCCGCUGUUCUUCAGAAAAAUCCUUCAGGUCCCACAAAUUCUUUGGUUUUCCAGCAUUUUUUGUGUAUUUGAACCCUUUCCAACAAUGACUGUAUGAUUUUGAGAUCCAUCUUUUCACACUGAGGACAACCGAGGGACUCAUAUGCAACUAUUACAGAAGGUUCAAACGCUCACUGAUGCUCCAGAAGGAAAAAACAUGCAUUAAGAGCCGGGGGAGUGAAAACUUUUGAACAGAAUGGAGAUGUGUACAUUUUUCUUAUUUUGCCUAAAUAUCGUAUUUUUUCAUUUAGUACUGCCCUUCAGAGGCUACAGAAGAUAGUUACAUGUUUCCCAGAAGACAUGUAAACUUUUGACCUCAACUGUAUACAGUAUAUGUGUACACACUUUAAAUAUGCCAGUAAGUUAUUCAUUAUAUGUCUGAUUACAGGUCUAUGUACUAAAACAAAUGAUUCUUAUAAUUAAUUAAUAAAGCUUAAUAUAAACAAUUAA
Molecule: messenger RNA, 3825 nt
Organism: Pangasianodon hypophthalmus (striped catfish)
Lineage: Eukaryota; Metazoa; Chordata; Actinopteri; Siluriformes; Pangasiidae
Product: CD276 antigen
Exons: 5
Coding region: 179-1066 (295 amino acids)
Source: RefSeq, a predicted model, not a curated record